AUUAUUAUUAUCCGAAAAAAAAAUGUUUGUGUAAAAAUUUUUAAAAAAAACCAAAAAAAAAAGAAAAUAGAAAACUGGCAUCAACUCAUAUGGCGCUUGGACUCAACUCCGGUCUUUGUUCCGGUAGUUCCGGGUCACAUUCGGACGCGUCUUCAAGUCCGGGAGUUAGUGUGCCCAUCCCUUUAGCUCCGGUGAUACCAAACCCGAUGUUUGCACUACCAACGUUAAAUUUUACCGUGUCGCAGGUGGCGGCGGUUUGCGAAACUCUAGAAGAAAGUGGUGAUAUAGAAAGACUUGCAAGAUUUCUUUGGUCAUUACCGGUAGCGCAUCCAAACAUCACCGAAUUAAAUAAAAGCGAAGCCGUACUUCGAGCACGAGCAAUCGUUUCAUUUCACAGCGGUAAUUUUCGCGAACUUUACAACAUCUUAGAAUCUCAUAAAUUUACGAAAAGUUCGCACGGAAAGUUACAAGCGAUGUGGCUCGAAGCACAUUAUCAAGAAGCGGAAAAGUUACGCGGAAGGGCACUCGGACCCGUCGAUAAAUAUAGGGUUAGAAAAAAAUUUCCGUUACCUAGAACGAUAUGGGAUGGGGAGCAAAAGACUCAUUGUUUCAAAGAGAGAACGAGAAGCUUGUUACGGGAGUGGUACCUUCAAGAUCCUUAUCCAAAUCCGACGAAAAAACGCGAACUUGCCCAAGCAACUGGAUUGACACCGACGCAAGUUGGAAAUUGGUUCAAGAAUAGAAGGCAAAGAGAUCGAGCUGCGGCUGCUAAAAAUAGAAUUCAACAGCAGCAACUGGCGGCUCAGUUGGCGAACCACGGCGGAUCGACGAGACAACCGCCGCUUAGUCCUAACCCUAAUACCUCGGAUUCCGAUUCGGAUAUCUCCCUGGGUGCCCAUUCGCCCCCUUUGAGCUCACCCGGACCCAUAUCAUUUUCAAAUUCCUCUCCAUCACCGAUAACGUCGUUUAGAUUUGGUCCUCAUUCCCCGGGACCAAUGCCAACGCAAUUUCGAUUCAACCAUACCCCACCAGCUUUUAGAAAAAAUCUUAGUCCUUCGUCUCCGAUAAAUAUCGAAUCAAAUCCAUCAUCAACAAACCUUUUAACAACCACUAAUUCAAACAAUAACUCUUAUAACACCCCAAUUAAUACUAAUAACAGAUUAUCCUCGACGAUCCCCGAAUUAUUAUCGCCUAUUAAUUUGGAUUCAUCCUCGGAGUUCCACCCGAGAAGAAGUAUGGAAAAGGAGUAUAAGGAAGGUAUGUCGAGUCCUAUUGUUCAAGUGGAUAAUAGUUCUUCACCCCCACCGAUGAAUCUAAGGUUGGGGGAGUUAAGGUUCCCGGAAACUCCAGUACCUUUAAGAUUAUCAUCGCAUGGACAAUUAGCGACUCCUCUUCGAAUACAAGUCGGUGGUAAUGGACCUAAUCAUCAACAGACGAAUAUCCACGGGGGUAGUGGAGGUGGAAUUGUAAGAAUAGCCCAAAAUAGCCCUACGAAUACCCAACAGAUCUUGCACAGGCCUUUCACUCCGGAUCGUUUAACGUGAUAUUAUCAGGAGGAAAAUGAGUGGAGAUAGAACUUUGAAUGUGUAUAAAGUUAUUUUUUUAGUUUACAUUAUUUUCUUUGGUUAAAGAAGACGUCUUUUGAUUUGGGGUGAUAAAUACGUUUAUCACGCCAAGUUGGGUUUAAGUAAGAUUCUAAAAAAAAUAUUUAAAAUAAAAUCUAGUCUUUAAUGAAAGAAUAAGAGAAAGGAAACGAGGCAUAUCAAAUUGAUUUUUUUGACGAAAUCGUGCCUUUAUCGCAAUGUUAAUGAAUUAAAAUCGAAAAAAAAUUAAAAAAAAAUUAGGAUCUUACUAAAACGUUUAAAAGGCGAGACACCCCACCCACCCCCAAGAUGCAAUAUAGAGUUCUUGUAUUAUAAAAUUAGGGUUAAAACGAAAAUUGGACAUAGUGUAUUAUUAUUAGGGAUGAAAAUGGAUUAAAAAAACAAUGUGAAUACGUCGCACUAAACGAAACGUUGAAACGUUUUAGUUACAAAUGUAGCGGGCGCAAAAUUAAUUUCGUUUCCUUUUUAUAUAAAUAAAUAUAUUAUAUUGUAACGCUUACACAAUAUACGACGAUUAUUAAUUAUUAUUAUUAUUUUUACGAUA
Onthophagus taurus is the source of this 2148-nucleotide messenger RNA. RefSeq names its product optix (gene Six3). Gene Ontology annotation, biological process: regulation of transcription by RNA polymerase II. NCBI's taxonomy places the organism in Eukaryota, Metazoa, Arthropoda, Insecta, Coleoptera, Scarabaeidae. The record is from RefSeq and is a predicted model, not a curated record. Gene Ontology annotation, molecular function: RNA polymerase II cis-regulatory region sequence-specific DNA binding; DNA-binding transcription factor activity, RNA polymerase II-specific. Gene Ontology annotation, cellular component: nucleus; transcription regulator complex.